CGCGUCCGAUUCUUUCAGCAUUAAAGCAGCUAGCAAAUACGCGGUGAUUAAAAAUGAAGAAUUUUAAGCCGCGGAAGUGGGACACAGUCAGUGCCCUUGGGUAUAGCAGUUUUUUCCUUUCCCCGAUAAACGUUAUUUCCACUAUUUCUUUCGGGAAUUUGAAUUUUAAAACCAAAGUAAGUGUAAAUCGGCGCGGCUUCGUCGGUUUCGGGAAUUUUGAGGUUGAUACCGUUUAUGCCGAGAUCAGAGCACUGCAGCAGUGCCAGCUUUUAUCGUUAUAAAACGUACUGACGCCAAGUUGCUGAUCGUUUGGUGGAGGAUUUCGACAUAUUGUCUUGUGAUAUUCUCCCUCCAAAAAAGCAAAUGGAGAAGUAAGGAUCCCAAAAUAGAUUCACUUUCUUCUCUGGGAUUGUCUUUGUCUUGCUUUGUUCUGCUCUGAAUCAGCUGCGGGGUUGUUGGUGCAGUGUAUCUCUUUGUUAGAAAUCACCACCAGAUUUCAUUAAGAGUGUAAACAACUAACAGCCCUACUUCUUUUGAGGGGCUCAUGUUUUAACAAUAAAUUAAGUAGAUCUGGGAUGCCGUUGCACUGGGGGGAUUUUUGCUGUGUAAUUUAUAAUGUCAUUGUCUUAAUAAAACGUCUUUAUGUUCGGGAGCGCUGCCUUAAAUGAUGAAAUAUGAUGUAAGAGCAUGACUAUGUGAAGUACUGAGCAUCCCACUGUUGCUAGUAGGACUGAAUUGGCAUAAAAUGUCGUCUUUGCUAGAUCGAAUCUACUCUUAAGUGCAAACGCAAUGAAAAAUGUACGGUGCCGAAUGUCAAGCAUUAAUCUUCUGUUUCAGGUAUUGUUAAUAUUCUGCAGCAUUACCUCGAUUUCAGCUCGUGAAACUGUAUAAAAAUGUAAUUUUCUGUUAGAAUUGCAAUGUUAAAGGAAUGUUCCUUAUAGCUGCGGUUACCUGAAUCAGUGUUUCUUAGUGUCCCAUGGAACAUAAAGCAGAUGACGAUGACGCUGGAGGUGAUCUACCCGGCGAGGAUGUGGCCAGAAGUGAUGGCCGGCACUGGGAUGAGUCUGGGCUUGGAGCAGUGCUGAGAGGGCUUGGGGAGAGGAUUGUAGUGGAGCUCCAUCCCCAUUCCACUCCUAGCAGCUCUCUGGCCAUCCACCUCCAUUUCUGCCGGCUGGAAUGGACAAGAGCCUUGCCAACCGCCCCAGGCUUCUGAGCUCGUUUAGGGAGAGGCAGGUGUGGCUGAGCUAGGAAAAAAACUGGAGCAGAGCUGAGAGAACUAUGAUGCCAGUGCAGCUCCUGUACUGCUUCCUGCUCUAGCCACCCUCUUCGAACUGCAUCCCUUUCUCUGCUUCCUCCUAUUCCUGCCUGCAUGUCCUCUGUAAAUCAGGACAUGCUUUGGAGGGCGAGAAUGGAGGAAGCUGUAGGAGGGGAUAUGAAGCACUUUGUGGGGAAAUGUGGAGAAUUUCUUUUCACAAUGGCUAAGUCGAAACAAAUGUGUGUACUUGAAUGUUGAAAUCCAAUACUUAAUACAGUGAACCUUCCAGCAAGAACAGAAAUACACCAGCAGAGAUGGGAUUGCAUGAUAAUGGGUUUGAAUUUGUACUGUAUCUUUCUGGAAAACUUAAAUAGAGGAGUGAAACUAGUCUGUAACAAAUUAAUGUAAAUUUUAGUAAAAUUGCUUGUAAUACCAAUUCCAGGUGGUUGUUUUUAACAUGGUAGUUCCUUAAAAAAAAAAAAAUUUCUUUCCAUUAGCACCUGUGCUAGAAUUUGACUAUCUCAUCUGUGGAGACUGUGGCAAAGAAUUCAUGGAUUCCUACCUUAUGCAGCACUUUGAUUGGGCAACAUGUGAUAAUUGCAGAGAUACUGAAGAUAAACAUAAGCUUAUAACAAGGACAGAAGCGAAAGAAGAGUUUCUUCUUAAAGACUGUGACUUAGACAAGAGGGAACCAGUGCUCAGAUUCAUUGUGAAGAAAAACCGUCAUAAUUCACGAUGGGGUGACAUGAAACUUUAUUUAAAACCACAGGUAGUCAAGCGUUCUCUUGAAGUCUGGGGUAGUGAAGAAUCGUUGCAAGAAGCAAAGGAACUCCGCCGUGACAACAGAGAGAAGAUGAAACAGAAGAAGUUUGAUAAGAAAGUUAAAGAACUCCGCCGAGCUGUGAGGAGUAGUUUGUGGAAGAAAAAAUCUAGUAUCCAUGAACAUGAGUAUGGACCAGAAGAAAACAUUGAUGAAGAUACAUAUAAAAAGACAUGUACUGUAUGUGGCCAUGAAUUAACUUAUGAGAAGAUGUAGUGUGGUGUUAAUCAUGUUUUUUAUUUAUCUUUUGAAUGGUAUUUUGUAUUGAAGUCAAAUAAAUGCUGAUUAUAAACAAGCUGUUG
This is a messenger RNA of Athene cunicularia (burrowing owl), 2377 nucleotides long. It is a transcript of the gene XPA, whose product is annotated as XPA, DNA damage recognition and repair factor. Gene Ontology annotation, cellular component: nucleotide-excision repair factor 1 complex. The record is from RefSeq and is a predicted model, not a curated record. Gene Ontology annotation, molecular function: damaged DNA binding. Gene Ontology annotation, biological process: UV-damage excision repair; nucleotide-excision repair, DNA damage recognition; nucleotide-excision repair involved in interstrand cross-link repair. The transcript has 4 exons. Bases 1806 to 2291 code for a protein of 161 amino acids. Lineage: Eukaryota; Metazoa; Chordata; Aves; Strigiformes; Strigidae.